Molecule: messenger RNA, 536 nt
Organism: Drosophila eugracilis
Lineage: Eukaryota; Metazoa; Arthropoda; Insecta; Diptera; Drosophilidae
Exons: 1
Coding region: 18-437 (139 amino acids)
Source: RefSeq, a predicted model, not a curated record
AAAAACUGAAAUCCAAUAUGUCUGCAGCAAAAAAUAAUCGAUUAAGCCUUUCAUUUUCCCAGGAGUUUAAACUAAUGCGUUCCGAAUACGAAGUGAGAGUAACCCAACUAGAAAAAGAAGUUUACGAGUGCUGCCGAAUUUUGAAUAAAAUCCCAAGAACUGAAGACGACCUGAAAAGCAGUACUUCAAGAACCAACCACUCGGAAAAUACAAAUUUGGUUUUGUGGGAGUUCAAUAUGCAAGGAAUCCCGGUGGAGAACAUAUCCAUCCAGCUCCGGGACAAUCACGUUUAUCUUAAGGCCUUUAAGAAGAAUCGGGAUAUAGAACAAGAUAUACUAAUGCCCCAAAAUGCGGAUAAGUCAAAAAUAACGGCAACUUUGAGACCGCACGGCACUCUAACCAUAUCUGCUCCAAUAUUUCAGAUACCAGAUUAUUAGGGGCUUUUGUUUUAUGAUACGUAAUUUAUUUAAUGAUUUUCUUUGUUUUAUGCUUAAAUAAUUUGUGUUGGUAAUCGUUUUAACGAUUUUUAAUCUGUA